AAACUUUUUCUUUUUAUAUAUAAUUUUAGAUAUGUGAUUGUACAAUUAGCUAGUGUGAUAUCCGGAAGCACGCGUAUGUGGAUACGUGAGCGUUCUGCUGAUAAGUUUCGUGGUAUAUUUUAUGAUCCAGCAGUUGGACGUGAAGUAUUAUUUGAAGAAAAGCAGAAAGUGAAAGGGAAAGCAUCCUUGCAAGAGAAUGUAAAGAAACGUUUUAAUCUGACGAUUGAAUCUAUUUUUGGUAGUAGUUCGCAGUUAUUUGUUAUAUUGCAUGAAAUGGAAGGUCUAAAAUGGACUGGCUUUGCUGACUAUUUUGAACAACAGACUUGGGUUACAUUUUUGAUUACAUUAUUGGUGAUACUCAUCCCAAUAAUUGCAUAUAUUGUGAAAAAGAAGUUUUCACGAGGUGAUACAGUUCUUAUUACUGGUCUGUGUGAUUCUGGGAAAACGGUGUUAUUUUCAAAAUUGAUUAAUCCAAAAUACAGUCCUGAUACUUUUGCAUCUUUAAAAGAGAACGUACAUGAGAAUUUUCAAGUUGCCGAGAAGUUAGUUACUAUAGUCGAUUUUCCUGGCUCUGAAAAACUUCGAAGACACCUUUUUGAAAACUAUUUUGAGAAAAAUCAGAAUAAAUUAAGAGGAAUAAUUUUUUUGGUCGACAGUUCGACAUUCAGCAAAAAAGCCCGAGAUGUUGCAGCUUUCCUUUAUGAUAUCUUAUAUGAAUCGGAUAAGAAAAUCCCAAUACUCGUAGCAUGCAAUAAACAAGACUGUCCUUUUGCUAAAAGCGCGCUAGCUGUGCGGACAGCGUUAGAGCGGGAGUUUGGUUACAUUAAUGGAACUAGGGGAGCAGCACUGGAUUCUAUUGAUGGAAUAACAAAAAAAAGAACACUUACCACUACAGGUAAAAAUUUUCAGUGGAAGGAUUUAGCACCGCGACGUUUGGAUUUCGUUGAAUGUUGUGCGAAGGAAGAAAAUGAAAGUAAGAAUAGUAGUAGCCUUUGUCAAAUCGAGGCAGUACAAACGUGGAUUGCCACUUUAUAA
Messenger RNA from Thelazia callipaeda (thelaziosis nematode), 1035 nucleotides. The record is from the annotation of a GenBank genome assembly. NCBI's taxonomy places the organism in Eukaryota, Metazoa, Nematoda, Chromadorea, Rhabditida, Thelaziidae.